Fomitiporia mediterranea MF3/22 is the source of this 276-nucleotide messenger RNA. RefSeq lists its product as uncharacterized. NCBI's taxonomy places the organism in Eukaryota, Fungi, Basidiomycota, Agaricomycetes, Hymenochaetales, Hymenochaetaceae. The transcript is spliced from 2 exons. The record is from RefSeq and is a predicted model, not a curated record. The coding region runs from base 1 to 276 and encodes 91 amino acids.
AUGUCGACCGUAUCAACUCCGUCAGACUCGCCUAUCGCUUCCCAGCCGCUCCAUAAUCCUGAGCGCGCCGCUAAGGUGGUCGUGCCGCAGGCUCCGCUCGGAAACGCAACGAACGGUAGGAUGGUGAAUCAGCAGCCUGGAAUGGGUGCAAAGGCGCUUUUGGCGAAAACUAUGGCGAAGAACAGCAACCCGAAGUUCAUCUCUCCUACUGACAGCUUCCAAACGCCCGUAUCAAGCAAAAUCAACGCGGCAAAGAAGAAGCGUUUUGAGAAGUGA